Messenger RNA from Exserohilum turcica Et28A, 1794 nucleotides. RefSeq lists its product as uncharacterized. NCBI's taxonomy places the organism in Eukaryota, Fungi, Ascomycota, Dothideomycetes, Pleosporales, Pleosporaceae. The transcript is spliced from 2 exons. The record is from RefSeq and is a predicted model, not a curated record. The coding region runs from base 1 to 1794 and encodes 597 amino acids.
AUGGAGGGCGAGUAUAAUGACCCCGCAUCAGGUUACCAUUUCGACCUCAGCAACUCAUCGAACUCUGAAGAAAUGAUCUCAAUCAGCGACGAGGAGCAAUCACGUCAAGUGAUGAAUGACCGCCGUCUGACGCAAGCCAUCAGCUACUUAAGAGAAGAAGGAGGUGAUGACUCUCCCGCGAGGUACAUGAAACGUGUAGCCAGAAUCAAUGCCGAUCUUGUUCAACGACUACCUCAGCAAGGAGAGGACUUCGACCAUACGCUUUACCGACAUUUGCAAGCUGCAGUUCGCGAAGAACUGGCAGCCUUCGAGAGAGCCAGAAAAGAUUCUCAUUCUACCGUGUUAGAAAGAGAUGGCGUUUCAGCACUAGAACAUGAAGAAGAAAUUUCAGAAGACCAACUUUCAGAGCAACAUUCGCCACCUCCAACGCCGGCCCUAUACCGAAUAGAUGAGCUACCCGACAAUAUUCGCCCUAAAAGCCUGAGAACAGGGCAAAAGGUAGAAGAAAAGAUACAACACGUGCGUCAAUUUCAUUACGGCGGGCCUUCAAAUGAGGCGGAGAACUGGCACAGCAAUUUCCCAGCUGUUCUCCCCUUUCCGGAGACAUUUCAAUUAGCGCAUUGGGAGAGUCUCAAGAUUGAUUUCGAUAUCUCGGAACCUGGAAAGAAGCUGAAAGCAGACGGCAAAGUUGUGGAAACCAAUAUAUCCUUCGAUCACCCUGCGCUCGGUCGAUACAAAAAACUCUCACUGUACGAGUCGGGAUCGCGAUUCAAACUUCCGACGCCACCCAAGGAGAUUGCAGAUGCGGCCAACCGGCUGUGCACAGAAGAAGAACUUGCAAAACAUGUAGACAGUUUCAAUAGGGGUGGUGAGAAAGAAGAGCUCAAUAAGGAUUCCAUGCCUCGGAUAUUCCUAGAAAAAUUCUCAGUUCAGAAGCAAAACGGCCCGACAGACAUUCGUCGUGCUAUGAACGUCUCACCAACGAAACCACACAAAACCAUCCCGCGAGCUCAAGUGAACAGAAAAGCUGUCGCAGAUCAUCAACUCCGCGUCGCAAUGGAAGAGGCUCGAUCGGCAGAAAAGAAGGCUCGCGCUGCAACAGAAAAGGCACGUAAAGCGGCGCUAGAUGCUCGCGUGAUUGCAGAACAAGUAAACUCAGGAAAGUCAUCACCUGUUGCCAGAAAGAUCAAUCGCGAGCGCGCGAGAUCUCUUGAGCGUAGCCCAAGGCGACAGAGUGGGAUUAGCACUGCAGCACAAAGCCCUGAGAGUACUCCAAUGAUGGCUGCUAUGCUUCCACAGCAGACACUCAACCAUCCUCGUGGGUCUAGUAUGCCAGCAACACAAAAAUCUCAAGCAGUGCCUACUCCUGCUCCUGCCGCCGCUCCCAAACCUACCCGUCGAACGCCAGUUAAACGCAAACAAAGCAUCGGCGACCGAGCUUAUACGCCAGAGCGCAAGCGCAAUAAGCUUACAGUACCGUCAUCACUGAAGAAAGGAGUUGGCUCUACACAGCAUACCCUAGAUAAGACUGUUCGCUUUGAGUCUGAAGACUCGACGGACACAUCUGACAGCGCCAUCGUCGCCACAGCAUAUAAGCGCAAAACGCCGGGGAAGAAGCCCAUCUCCAAGGCUGCAAAAAGAGUACCUCCAAAGCCUGCGGCAAAUGCUGGCGUCAAAAUUGUAGACACUACAGUGGUUAUCAAAAAGGAGACUAAAGCUACUACAGCGGGAAAAGCAGUAGAUAAGGCGCAGGCCAAGAAGGUAGUAGAGGAGUAUGUCGAUGAAGAUGACUGA